CAUUGCUCAGCUCACAACCAGAAAAAUAGGGAUGGCUGUGAAAUAGAACCCUAUGUUUUAAGUAACAAAAUGAAACAGAGCAAGAAAAAUUUUGGAUUGUGUGCUCUAGGAAUGGAAUUCAAUUUUCGUACAAAAUUGGACUGAGCCUCAGCCAUGGGCCAGAAUCAAUCUGCUAAAGCCCCACCACAGGAGGAGAUCAAGGGCCCCCCUCCCAGACCAACCGAGCUCCCCACAUCUCGCCUUGUCAGUGACCUUGGACCUAAAAGUCCCAGCUACUACAACCCAGCUAAUUGUGUACUGCCCUCUGUGCUGACUGAGAUUAAGGAUGUUCAACUCAGACCAGUUUCACAUGAGCUCUCUCAAUAUCACCCUGAUUUCAAGGAAAUAUUCUCUAGUCCUGAUCCCAAUGAAAAUGACCAGAGUAAGGAAGAAGUGAAUAUUAAUGGAAAUAUUCCAAAUGGAGAUGUUUCUCACAAGGGUAUUUCCAAUGGAAGUGACAGCAAUGCUAUUUUGUCAAGUUCAUACCCAGGCAUGCAGAGUUCCUUUCUGUCAAAUGGCUUGCCAAGCUCAUCCAAUCGUGGCAAUGGUGGUUCUGUGGAGAAUGGAGUGCUUGUGCAAUCUGCAUCGGGAAAAGUGAGAGGACAUCGCAGACAGAUGUCAGCCACAUCUAGUCUGUACAUCCGUGAAACAAUUCCAGAGGAUCCAAAUGAGGAAUCUCUGGAAAUGCGUGGAAAAAUUGACCCAAUUUCAAUGGAUACAAGUUACAAUUCACAAGUGUCUAUUCCUGUUAAAAGUUCAUUUGAUUUGGAUCAGUCCUAUAAUAUGACUUAUGCCCAACUUGCUGAAGCUCGCAGGAGCAAAACUUUAAUGGAUCUUGAAAAACGAACUGGUAAAAAACUGGAAGACUUAAGUAAUGACUUAGCAGACAAUGCUGAGGAAGGGUCUUUUUCUAGACAGCCAUCUGUUCGGAGCAUGAAAAGUGCUGUUAGUUUAGACUCUGGUUUGAAAAAGAAAAAGAGAGCUCCUCCACCUCCUAACCAUCCUCCACCACAACCACCAACCACAGCACCUCAGAAAACAUCUGCUACACCUCCUCAAAGACCAACUCAACCUCCACAGAAAAAAGCCCAUUCUUUUGAGGAACCGCCUAUUGAUUAUGAUAUGGACACUUUAGAUUAUGCACAAGUGAAGCGCUCUCAGAGUUUACGCACACCAGCCAUACCACCUCCACCUCCUCCUUUGACAAAGUCCAUAUUAAAAAAAUCAGAGACAAGUGAGCCCUAUAGAACAAACAAUCAAUGCCCACAAAGUGCAAUAGAGACCAAAGCACAAAGUGCACCUUCUACUCCUCGUUCUACCUCAGUUUACAAAUCCCCUCCAGUUCUUCCACCUGCUGCAAAAGCAAAUCAGACUAACCCAUUCUUAAUGGAAAUUCAUAAAAAAGCAGAGGGCAUUUCACUUAGGAGACAGUUGUCAGAGCAAGCUGAAAACAAUAAGAAAGCUACAAGUGCAGAACCUGCUGUGGAGACUGUUGAGAAAGUGGAGGAACUUAAUUUCACAGAUAUUUCGAUAGCUGAAGAUGAACCUAAUCUUGUCUUCCAAAGUGCCCCAGCCACACCUCGUGAAACUCAGAACAAAUAUUCCCCCAGACCUCCUCCACUUGUGAAACAGAAUUCAGUUGAUUCAGGAGUCAUUGAAAGUGCAAAUAAUGAAUCACAAAAAUCAGAAGAAAAACUACAAAGACAGUCAUCAGAAAAUUCCACAACCAGUGCUGUUUCAUCCAAUGAAAGCAACACAACACCAGCAACAAGGAGGCUUAAUUCCUUGCUGCAACAUGACAUAAAAAUUGCUGCUCAAGCCAAAGCAACAAAAAUAGUCAAGCACACAACCCCUGUGAAAGAGAAACCUAAAGACCCUGCACAAGUGUUUCGCGAGCAACUUCAGAAAGCUGCUGCAGAGAGGGAGGCAAGGUGCAAGGAAGGCAAGACAAUUGAUUCUCAGCUGGCAGAACAGAAAGAGCGGGAGCAGGAGGAGAAUUUAGUGUUCAAAUCAGAUAUUGUUACGGUCAGACGAACUGAAAGUAAGAAAGAAGUCAAUGAACCUAGAGAAAUAGGGAAAAAGGAGAUUGUUAAUGAGAAAGAGGAGGUGGAAGAAUUCUCUAGACCAAAGUUCAUGAAGAAAAGUUCUACAGCUCCUAGUGGACUAACUGUUAAAAAUUCAAGGCAACGUAUGCCAGACUCAGAUGAAGAGGAUUCAAGCAAAAGUUAUCGGGACUCGGUUUAUGCAGGAAAGGACUGGGUACCAGAAGAUGAUCUCUCAGAUGAUAAUCUCUCUGAUGAUCAGACAAUGAUAUCUCCAAGAAGUGGAAUGGAGGGAUUCAAAACAUCCAUAAUUCCACAGCAGGUCAAGGACUUAAAAACCAAGAGCAAACCCCCAAAAGUAAAGGAGAAGAAAUACAAGAAAAAUUCUGACUCCUCUGCUGAUGAAAGAAGAAAGUUUGACAGCAUUAAGAAAUUCAAGAAAUCUGUACACAAGAGUGUCAGAAAUGCAUUUGGCUCCAUAAGUAAAGCAUCAGGGAAAAUUAUGAAGAAGCAGAAAUCUGAGGAUUUUGAGAUUAUUCAAGAUCCACCCAGGAAUUGGAGGCUUUCUGCUUCUCAUUCAGAUCCAGCAUUUACCAGAAUGAUGAUACCUGAUGAUGGGGGAGAAGAUAGUUCUGAGGAUGAGGAGUCUAUUUUAGAGUCUAGUAUUAGUGGAAGUCAUUCUAGUUGUAAAGCAUCAGAAAGCAAUGGAAGAGGAGAUGAUGAAGAAAGUGAAGGUGAUGAUGAUGACGAUGAUAUUAAAGAUCAUGACAUCAGCACAAUGAAGCGGGCUGGUGUGGCUUAUGUCAACAAAAAAGGACAAAUUGUGCUAUUGCCAGAGUAUGAAACUGUUAAUGGAAGUGACCGUGAAAGAUUCGAAGGUUCUGCUCCUAAGAUUAUUCCAAAGAAGAAGAAGUUUACAUUUGAUGCCACUGUGAGAAGAAAAGAAAGGGAGCUAAAACAUGAAAUAAUCUCAAAAGAAGUUCAGGAGAAAGAAAGAGAAAGGGAAGAAGAGAAACAAAAAGAAAAGGAAACGGAAUUGGAAUUUAGAAGACAGAGAGAGCUUGAAGCCAGAGACAGGCUGCAACGUCUGGAAUUGCAAGCACAGAUGCAGCAGCAGUUGCUGCAGCAACAACAGCAACAACUUGGAUAUCUCUCUGCCCCACCACUUCCACCACCAAAUGGAUUUCAGCAGGGAUACAACCCUGCAGCAUUUGAGUUUUCAAAUAUAAUGAAUCAACCUGGCAUUCAAAAUGGGGGAAUAGGGGUACCUUUUGGUGGACAACCAACAUUCAGUGGACCUAUGUUUAGUGCAGGUGUACCAGGAAUGAGUUAUGAUCUCAAUGAUUACAUGAGAAUGAUGCAAGGCCUUCAACAGAAUCAGAACAAUAUGACAUCUGCAUAUGCAUUCAUGUUGAAUGGGUCUAACUGGCCAAACACUAUGAUGGAUUAUUCCAAAAUGUCUACCAAUAGUGUACAGACUGAUGACUCUCAAAGAAAUGAAGUGUAUAAAACGUGGCAGGGCCCCACCAAACAGGUGGUACCCAACCCUAAUUCAGGAACAGCACAGAAAUAUGUAGUCAACAGUGACAACUCUGGAAACCAGCAAUAUCAAUCUAAUGGUGCUAGUGAUCCCAGUGGCAAGGGAGAUGACUCUAAUUCUGAUGUUUCUGUGUCUGAAGGAUUAUCUCCCCAGAGGGCUUCCAUGGUGGCAAAAAUUCAUGUUGGUGAUUUUAGAUCAUCUGUGACAGAGAAUAAUGUUGGACUAUUCAAGUCAUCCAUUUCGGUUCCAAACUUGUCCAAUUCCAGUGAAAGCACUAAUUACAGGUAA
Molecule: messenger RNA, 3909 nt
Organism: Saccostrea echinata
Lineage: Eukaryota; Metazoa; Mollusca; Bivalvia; Ostreida; Ostreidae
Product: protein split ends-like
Exons: 2
Coding region: 154-3909 (1251 amino acids)
Source: RefSeq, a predicted model, not a curated record